Perca fluviatilis (European perch) is the source of this 4324-nucleotide messenger RNA. RefSeq names its product NLR family CARD domain-containing protein 3-like. NCBI's taxonomy places the organism in Eukaryota, Metazoa, Chordata, Actinopteri, Perciformes, Percidae. The coding region runs from base 774 to 4025 and encodes 1083 amino acids. The record is from RefSeq and is a predicted model, not a curated record. The transcript is spliced from 11 exons. Gene Ontology annotation, molecular function: protein binding.
UUUCUGUGUGUGGUCGGAGCAGCUGAUCGCUGUGUGUUCUUUGUUAAGUACGCACUAUGGCUGAGACGACAUGUUAUUACAGGUCUGCCUGUUAGGGUAAAGUGCGUAGCAGAGUUACGGUCUUGUACCAACGUUUUCUGAAAAACCAUGAGCUCGAACGCAUUGAAAUGACUUGAUCAAAUUAAUAACCCGACCGUUUUCAUAUUUCACGAACUAAUAAGAAAUGUGCACACAUACUGCCUCUUGUUAUUGUGCGUGUUUUUAUGUAAACAUUGAGACGCUUUCACGCAUGCGCCAACUGCCUUUUAUUUUAAAUGAUUUUAAAACAUGUUUUCAACAACACACAUUAUUACAAGUCUGUGUAAGAGUUAAACAGAGAGGAUGUUCUGCUCUGCUUGUUUAGUCUUUCUUUCUUGUUUAUUUUUUUAACAUAUAGAGUCCAGGGGACUACAGAUGAAAAACUAUUCUGGCAUUUUUAACCCAUAUAUAAUCAUGUGUUGUAUAAAUGUGCACUGUCUCCUUCUUAAAUGAACUGAAUUGAAGCAGACAGACACUGACACAGUCCAAGUGGUUGUAUCAACUGCCUUUAUUUAUGGUAUCAUCAACUAUUAACAGGAUGUAGAUGUCAGUUGACUCACUUCCUUUUUUAACGGCCAAUCAGAAACAUCCGCCUAGACUUACAUGCAACCACAGCAUUGCUAAAACACUGAACAAGGAAGGUAGUAAAGGCUGUUUGGACAAACUUUUUUUGUGUUUCAGCUGCAGGAAUAGAAAUGGCUGAGAAGAGGAAAAAGAGGAAGCAAUCCACCUCUUCGUCUGAAGAGCCAAUGAGUUCACAGACGAGUGAAGCUGAGACCGCAGCUCCCAGUGCUGUCUCUAUGAAGAGUGAUGCGUCCAUGUACGAGCCGCUCAGAUUUGGUGUUGAAAAGGCACAAAGUUCACGGUCGAGGGGAGAUGAGCCGACAGCUCCCAGUGUUGUCUCUAUGAAGAGUGAUGCGUCCAUGUACGAGCCGCUCAGAUUUGGUUAUGAAAAGACACAGAGUUCACAGUCGAGGGGAGAUGAGCCGACAGCUCCCAGUGCUGUCUCUAUGAAGAGUGAUGCGUCCAUGUACGAGCCGCUCAGAUUUGGUGUUGAAAAGGCACAAAGCGAGCUGACUGGGGAGCCGUCCAGCUGUUCGAUAUGUAUGGAGGCUAUUAGUGAUCCAGUGCGAUUGACCUGUGAACACUGGUCAUGCAAACAGUGUGUCAGCUCAGACAACCCUGUGCACUGUGCAAAGUGUGGAAAGAAACUCAGAAAAGCUCCCGGACACCAGAAAGACACUAGGGGCAGCCGUCUUUUAAAUGCAAAGAAGAAUCAUAGAAAAGCAAUGCAACAGAAAUUUUCUUGGACAUCUGAAGGUUUGGGUGACCAAAAGAACCCCCUGAACAGCAUCUACACCACACUCUUCAUCAACCCUGGAGAGAGUGAAGGGCCACAUGAAGAACAAUCAUUCAGACACUUCAAACGUACAAAACAACAAUCUGCAGAAACAUUAAUCAACCUCAAUUACAUCUUCAAACGGUCACCUGGCCAAGAGAAACCCCCCAGAACAGUCCUGACGAAGGGCGUUGCAGGAAUUGGAAAAUCAUUUUCUGUGCAGAAAUUCAUUCUUGAUUGGGCCGAGGAGAGAGCUAACCUGGAUAUUGAUUUUGUUUUCAAUCUUGCUUUCCGAGAGCUGAAUCUGAGUACAGAAAACAAAAGCUUGAAUGAGCUCCUGACUGAUCAUCACCCUGCGCUCCAUGAUCUGAGAGAUUCAGAAGAUUUCGUCAAAGCCAGGGUUAUUGUGAUCCUGGACGGCCUGGAUGAAAGCAGACUUCAACUGGACUUCGAGAACAAGCCAGUAACAUCUGUCAGUGAAGUAACAUCUGUUAGUAAUCUCCUAGUGAACCUCAUCCAGGGAAACCUUCUUCCUGAUGCCAACGUGUGGAUAACAUCCCGUCCAGCAGCAGCCAAUCAGAUCCCUGCAGAGUUUGUUGACAUGGUGACGGAGAUAAGAGGGUUCAGUGACCCACAAAAAGAAGAAUACUUCAGGAGGAGAUUCAGUAAUGACUUGAGUCUUGCUGACAGGAUCAUUUCACACAUUCACUCAUCGCAAAGUCUCGACGUCAUGUGCCAGAUCCCAAUCUUCUGCUGGAUUUUGGCCGUAUUAUUUCAGGAGAUCUUUGGGGGAGAAGAGAAAGCUGAGACUCCCCAAACUCUCACAGAGAUGAUGGCACAUUUCCUGCUUUCCCAGACAAAACGCAGAAGCAGAAAAUAUGACAAGAAGACUGAGGAAAACAAAGAGAGACUUCUGAAGACACACAGAGAAUUUCUUCUGAAACUCGGCAAGCUUGCAUUUGUUCAGCUGCAGAAUAACAACCUCAUCUUCUACGAUGAAGACCUGGAAGACUGUGGCAUUGACAUACGAGAGGCAUCCGUCUACUCUGGAUUUUGCAGUGCAGUUCUUAGGGAAGAAGAAGUCUUUUCCCAGAAAAAGAUCUUCUUCUUUGUACACCUGACCAUACAGGAGUUCUUUGCAGCUCUUUAUGUCUAUGACUGUUUCACCAACAAGAAUACAAAAGAUCUCUGCAACUUCCUUGAUCUGAAGGACGAAGAACAUACCUUACUUGAUCUUCUGAAGAUGACCGUUGACCAAGUGUUGGAGAAGAAGAACGGCCACCUGGACUUCUUCUUGCGAUUCCUCCUUGGCCUCAUGGCAGAACCCAACCGGAGAGUCCUUCAGGGUCUGCUGACAUCGCCGGACUCAAGCCAAGAUACCGACAAGAAAAUCUUGACUCACCUCAAAGCCAUCCGAAGAAAGGCCCUCUCUCCAGACAGUUGCAUCAACCUCUUCCAGACCAUGGUCGAGAUGAGAGACCAUAAAGUCAAAGAUGAGAUUCAGGAAUAUCUCAAACUGUCAGAACGUUCAAAAACAGAGCUGACUCCACUGCACUGCUCUGCGCUGGCCUACAUGCUGCAGGUAUCGAAAGAUGAUCUGGAGUUGUUGGACUUGAAGAAUUUCAACACAUCAGAGGAAGGCCGAAGGAGGCUGAUACCAGCUGUGAGGACAAGCAGAAAGGCCAUAUUUGCAGACUGCAAAGUGACUGAAGAAUGGGUCAAACAUCUGGCCUUUGGUCUCAAGUUCCCCUUCUCAGCUCUGAGAGAUCUGGAUCUGAGCAACAAUGACCUGAAAGAUUCAGGAGUAAAACUGCUCUGUGAUGGACUGUCGAGUCAAUGCUGCAGACUGAAGAAACUGAGUCUGUCAGGCUGUCAGAUCACAGAAGAAGGCUGUGAUUAUCUGGCCAAGGCUCUGAAGUCCAACCCUUCCCAUCUGACAGAGCUGGACCUGAGCUACAACAAUCUGGGAGAAUCAGGAAAGAAGCUGCUCUCUGAGCUGAAGGACGAUACACAAUACAAGCUCGACAUACUCAAUGUUGAACACGAUGGAAGUCAACGGGUGAAACCGGGAUUCAAGAAAUAUGCCUGUGAUCUCACUUGGGACCCCGACACAGCCCACAAGAACCUCCUUCUCUCUGAAGGGAACAAAAAGGUGACCUGGGUGAAAGAUGAGCAGCCAUAUCCCCCUCAUCUGGAAAGGUUUGAUCUCUGCCAGCAGGUGCUGUGUGAACAGGGUCUAGAUGAGCGCUGCUACUGGGAGGUCGAUGUGGAGGAGCCCUUCAACAUCGGGUUAACGUACAGAAGCAUUGGCAGGAAAGGGGAUGGGAGAGAUUGCAAGCUAGGGCGCAACGACAAGUCUUGGUGUCUGAUGUGCUCUGAUGAAGGUUGUUUUGUUCAGCACAGCAACAAGAAAGUAGAUGUAUCUUCCCUUUGCUCGCGCUCUAGUCGGCUGGGGUUGUAUCUGGAUUGGCCGGCUGGCACUCUGACCUUCUACAGAGUCUCCUCUGACAGUCGGACCUGCCUCCAUACCUUCAAAACUACGUUCAUUGAGCCCCUCUGUCCCGCUGUUGAACUUCACACUCAUUCAUCUGCAGUUUUUGUCAGUUAACAUAGCUCAAUCAACUAGAUUUGCAUGUGGAUGGUCAGGACUUGUCCCAUACAAUUAAGGGACUACUGAGGUAGUCAAUGAGAGAGCUGUCCGACUGGUUGUUCAGCCCAGUAUAUUAGUGAUCUCACCACCAUGGUGAAGUUUCUCCAUGUUGUGUUUCCACCUCUUCUUUUGCCAUGUGCUCAUUUUGUUUUCCAAAGAAAAAAAGAUGACAUUGUGUUUUGUUUUUUUAACCAGUUAAAAUUUAAAUAAAAACUUUGCCAACAUGGCAAGAACCAGAACUGAUUAGCCAACAACUA